Molecule: messenger RNA, 291 nt
Organism: Cryptomeria japonica (Japanese cedar)
Lineage: Eukaryota; Viridiplantae; Streptophyta; Pinopsida; Cupressales; Cupressaceae
Product: ATP synthase subunit c, chloroplastic-like
Exons: 1
Coding region: 46-291 (81 amino acids)
Biological process (GO): proton transmembrane transport; proton motive force-driven ATP synthesis
Molecular function (GO): proton transmembrane transporter activity
Source: RefSeq, a predicted model, not a curated record
AAUAGAUAAAACUAUCAUAUUAUCCACACCUAAGAGGAGAUUACCAUGAAUCCUUUGAUUUCUGCUACUUCCAUUAUUGCUGCUGGAUUAUCCAUAGGCCUUGCUUCUAAUGGACCUGGCAUUGGUCAAGGCACUGCUGCGGGACAAGCUGUUGAAGGUAUUGCGCGACAACCAGAGGUGAAGGGUAAAAUACGAGGCACCUUACUGCUAAGUUUAGCUAUUAUGGAAGCUUUAACUAUUUAUGGAUUAGUUGUAGCUCUGGCACUUUUAUUUGUUAAUCCAUUUGUUUGA